GAUAUAAGUUCGUAUCCUCCCUCUUCUUCGACUUAUCUCGAAUGGAGGUCAAGUGUUCACGACUGUGAUCCAAGUCUUUAAUUACUAUCAGUAUUGUAUUGUUGGAUGUGCAACCAUUCUCAUUUGUGUUUUGUGGAAGGCUAAGGGUUUGCUCGACCCGAAAUCACUUAAACUAAAAUCCUCUACCCCUUCUCAUCACUCGCCGAAUCAACAUGCCUUGGCCACCAUACAGAAAACCAAAGCCCAAAAACAGAUGGUCCAUGUACCCCUCCCUCCACGACAGUGUAGCACGCCUCCUAGCAGAGCACAAUCUCCAUUUCGAAUUCCAUCCCAUCGACGACCCGAUCGGCUGUACCAAAGAAUACGACACCAACAUCAUGGGCAAAUUCAUAUGUCACAAACGUGCAUGUACCUCCUAUGGAUGGUCGAGUAAGAAGAUAGCGAUCACGAUACGCAUGUAUGCUGGAGCGAAAUACAAUGGGAGAGUAUAUCAUCAGCGAUGCAAGAGCUGCAACACUCUCAGUCAACCCAUUCUGGAUGACUCCUAUGCGGAGAGGGUAGCGUAUCGGCUUAAGAAGUGGAGUGGAAUUGAGAUGGAUAAGCCGGUGUAUUCUGGAACGAGCAAGGGCCCGCAUAAUGAGGAUUUGUGUGAGGGCUGUAAGGAUGGUCAUUGUAGUGCUCUUAAUGCUGCUUGGAUGGUGGAACAGAAAUAGCUAGGAGGUAUGGAGAUAGUUUGUUGGUAGUCUUGAUGCUAUGGAUGGUCACCAGCUUGGAGGUUACAUGGGACUUUUCUCACUUGCUAUGGUAGUGAUGGAUUCUUUCCAGGUGCAUAAUCAUGUAUGGAAUUAUCAAGGUUUGGAGAUAAAUGCAGAGCAUGUUUGGAACUUUCUUUCUUAUGACUUUCAAGCCGAUGGGCCAGGCAACUUUUUCUGGAUAAGGUAGUUUGUAUUAAUCAAUUUAUGUUUCUCUGAGAAAAUCGCCUGGCCUCUGUGAAGCAUACUGAAGAUUUUAUGACUAUUCAUACUGCUUCAAACC
Molecule: messenger RNA, 1035 nt
Organism: Botrytis sinoallii
Lineage: Eukaryota; Fungi; Ascomycota; Leotiomycetes; Helotiales; Sclerotiniaceae
Exons: 3
Coding region: 213-713 (166 amino acids)
Source: RefSeq, a predicted model, not a curated record